This is a messenger RNA of Cloeon dipterum, 1474 nucleotides long. RefSeq names its product protein yellow-like. The record is from RefSeq and is a predicted model, not a curated record. Bases 47 to 1312 code for a protein of 421 amino acids. Gene Ontology annotation, cellular component: extracellular region. The transcript is spliced from 5 exons. NCBI's taxonomy places the organism in Eukaryota, Metazoa, Arthropoda, Insecta, Ephemeroptera, Baetidae.
ACUAAGGGGUCUAUACGCACUCUGUUUAAGACAUUGAAGCUUCAACAUGUAUUUGUAUCUAUUGUCCUGCGUACUUUUGGCGCUGGUUGGUGUAAACGGUGACACUCGCAGCGUUUGGGACGAAGGAUUCCAGCCGAGCCUUCGAGAGGUUUUGAACUGGAGCCAGUUGGACUUUCAGUUUCCGUCCCAAGUAGCCCGCAAUCAGGCCAUCGCCAACGGCAAUUUUGUAGCCAACUUGUCCAUGGUGCCAAUUGGCGUUGCAGCUGCCGGAGACCGCAUCUUUCUGGCCAUUCCCCGUUGGAGAAGCGGUGUGCCUGCUACUUUGGCGUACGUGCGCUUCCCCAGUAACACGACGUCUCCCCUGUUGGUGCCCUACCCGAGCUGGGAAUUAAACAGAUUGGGCAGUGGCUGCAACAGCAUCGUUUCAACACUCAGGGUCAAGGUGGACGAGUGCAACAGACUCUGGUUAGUAGACUCCGGUGUCGCCGCCGGCCGGAAAUACUGCAACCCUAAAGUGACUGUCAUCGACCUCAACACUGAUAGAAUCCUUCAAACUCUCUACUUGCCAUCAGGUGCCCUGAAAGAAGAUUCUUCGUUUGCCAAUAUCGAGGUCGAGUACCCCAAUGGUACCUGUGGAAGACACAACGACGCAGUGCUCUACAUAGCUGACAACAGACGAUUUGCCCUGAUCGUAUAUGAUUUAAAAGCGAAUAAAGCGUGGAGGGUUACUGACAAGACUAUGUACCCUUCACCUGAAGAGGGCACCAUCUACGUUGCUGGCGAAAAUUUUGAGUUGAUGGACGGCGUCAUCGGACUGGCCCUCGGGCCAAAAUCGAACACCAGUGCUGGAAGGACUCUUUAUUUCUCCGCCCUGACGAGCAACCAGCAGUACUGGGUGAACACCUCCGUCCUCCGCAAUGAGUCUUUGGCCAACAACUCACCGACGGACUUCAUCAAAGGCUCUCAGCCGCGACCUGGACAGAGCGCAGGAUACGACAUGGACAAAAAUGGCAUUCUCUUCUUCGGUUUGGUCAACCGCGAUGCUUUGGCUUGUUGGAACACAAGAAAAACGUUCGAUCCAACGAGAAUUGCAAGGCUGGCGCAAAACAACGACACAAUGCAGUUUAUUUCCACAGUCAGCGUUGAUCAAAGCCAACGCCUAUGGGCGCUAUCCUCGCGAUACCACAAGUAUUUUCUACGCACCAUGGACCCCACAGAAAUCAACUUUAGAAUUUUCAUGGCUGAAUCAACAACGGACCUGAUUAAAGGCACUGUCUGCAUGAGUGAAAGAUGCGACUUGAAUCCGCAGUAGACACCUGUAUCAUAAGUUUAUCCUUUUGAAAAUAGAUAAAUUUCAUUAGUUUAGGCUGCCUCUCCAAAUUAUGUUGACAUGUUAAGAAGAUUAUAAAAUAAGUAGAUCAUAUGAUAUGAGUUAUUGUGAUGGAUGCAUUUAAUUAAAAUACUUUUAAUUGAA